AUGAAAAAACUUAAAACUACGCGACAGAAUAAUCCAAACGGCAGUUUGAUAGAAGUAGAAAAAGAUGGGAAUUGUUUCUUCCGUUGUGUUGCUUAUGAGAUUCUGGGGGAUUCAUCUAAACAUAGAGAAGUUAGGAAUACGACAGUAGAAUACAUAGAAAAUAAUGAGUUGUACUUUUCAAAUUUGAUUGAUGGCAGUUUUAGAGAUCAUGUACGGAACAUGCUAUUAGUAAAUGGAGAAACGUGUUCAUGGGCUACUGAAGCGGAAGUUACGGCUGCAGCAAUGUGUUAUGGUAUCGACAUAUAUGUGAAUGUGAUAUGUGGUCUACAAAAUAAUUGGCUUAAGUUUCCUAUGCAGGAGGGUGAUUCAUCAAGAAGUAGUUAUUUAUGCUUAAGACAUAUGAGUGAUCAUUUUGAUGUUUUGCGCAUGCCCCACAAACCGGAAUUAGAUGUACACAACCCCAAUGACUUGAUUCAUUCCCCAAAACCGUUCACGGAUAAAUUAAAGAGGACGUCACCGGAAGCUUAUGAAAAUAUUCCAAAUUCCGGAAUUACAGAUAUUGGUAAACAGGAAGCUGUUUGUUAA
Messenger RNA from Ruditapes philippinarum (Manila clam), 585 nucleotides. RefSeq names its product OTU domain-containing protein 4-like. The coding region runs from base 1 to 585 and encodes 194 amino acids. The transcript has a single exon. The record is from RefSeq and is a predicted model, not a curated record. Gene Ontology annotation, molecular function: cysteine-type deubiquitinase activity. Lineage: Eukaryota; Metazoa; Mollusca; Bivalvia; Venerida; Veneridae. Gene Ontology annotation, biological process: protein deubiquitination.